AUGGGUUCCAUUGGUCAAGGAUCUUCGCAUCAGCUUCCUGUGCGGGGCAAGACUAACACCUCAGUCUUUGGAAGCGCUAUGAAGAAGGAGUUUAUGUUUGAUCCCGAGUGGAGAAAUCUUAACCAUGGUUCCUUCGGCACAUAUCCUCAGGCUGUCCGAACAAAAUUCCGCGAGUAUCAGGAUGCGAGUGAAGCUCGCCCUGACCCAUUCAUUCGCUAUGAAUACCCAAAAAUCCUCGAUGAGAACCGUGCUGCUGUCGCUAAGCUUCUCAAUGCCCCAGUGGACAGUGUUGUGUUUGUCUCAAACGCCACUACCGGUGUUAACACAGUCUAUCGAAACAUGAAGUGGAAUGAAGACGGAAAAGACGUCAUCAUCAGCUUCUCGACCAUCUACGAAGCUUGCGGCAAGGUCGCGGAUUAUUAUGUUGACUACUACGACGAGAAGGUGACUCAUCGUGAGAUCGAGCUCACAUAUCCUCUCGAUGACGACGAGAUCAUCAAGAAGUUUGAAGACACUGUCGAGAAAGUCGAGUCUGAGGGCAAGCGGGUUCGUAUCUGCACGUUUGAUGUUGUCUCCUCUCGACCAGGUGUUGUCUUCCCUUGGGAAGAAAUGGUGAAGGCUUGUCGUCGUCUCAAUGUGUUGAGCAUGGUUGAUGGCGCUCAAGGCAUUGGAAUGGUAAAGCUGGACAUCUCCGCCGCUGACCCAGACUUCUUCGUGUCAAACUGCCACAAGUGGCUUCACGUACCACGAGGAUGCGCCGUCUUCUACGUGCCUCAGCGCAACCAGGCACUUAUCCAAACGACACUCGCUACCAGCCACGGGUACGUGCCGAAGCUGGUGAAACGCAUCACACCACUCCCUCCCAGCUCCAAAUCUCCAUUCGUCAUCAAUUUCGAGUUUGUCGGCACGCUUGAUAACUCGCCAUAUCUUUGCGUAAAGGACGCUAUCAAAUGGCGAGAAGAAGUCCUCGGCGGAGAAGAUGCCAUCUUGGAGUAUAUCUGGGACUUGAACAAGAAAGGCAGCGAACUAGUAGCUGAGAAGCUGGGCACGACAUAUAUGGAGAACAGCACCGGCACAUUGCGAAAUUGCGGCAUGGCUAACAUUGCGUUGCCUGUUUGGACUGUGGAGGGUAAGGAGGGUGAGGUUGCCAUCUCAGCGGAGGAGACACAGACGGCGUUCCAGUGGAUUCUGAAUACGCUUAUUGACGAUUACAAGACGUUUGUGGCGCUGUUUCUGCAUGGGGGAAGGUUUUGGAUCAGGACCAGUGCUCAGGUUUACUUAGAGAUUGGGGAUUAUGAGUGGCUGGGUGAUGUGUUGAAGGAGGUUUGUGAGAGGGUUGGUAAGAAGGAGUAUCUCAAGUAG
Molecule: messenger RNA, 1362 nt
Organism: Fusarium musae
Lineage: Eukaryota; Fungi; Ascomycota; Sordariomycetes; Hypocreales; Nectriaceae
Exons: 3
Coding region: 1-1362 (453 amino acids)
Source: RefSeq, a predicted model, not a curated record